AACCGUCACCGAGGUCUUUUUCUCGCCGCAUCCUCGCGCACCCCACGUUCGUUCUCCCUCCCUGUCCUUGCACAUCCCAACCCUACCCUCUUCCUUCGUCCUAAUCCACCACAAUGCGCUCUGUUGCCGUCCUCUUCGCCCUCGCCACCUCGGCUCUCGCCUACUCCGUCUCGGAGCCCACCAACAGCACUGGAUGGACGACCAGCGGCCCCAACGAGGUCUCCUGGUCUAAGGUUGACACCGACGCCGCCAACUUCACCAUUGUGCUCGUCAACCAGGCCAGCUUCCCCCCGACCAGCCAGGUCCUAGACGCGCUCGUUGUCGGAACCCUCGGCAAGGUUACCGUGAACCCUCCCAGCGGUGGCUGGAAGGCCGGCACUGGCUUCCAGGUCAACCUCGUUAAGGACACCGACAACCUGAACACGAUCCUCGCUCAGUCUGAGCAGUUCACCAUCAAGAGCUCGUCUUCGUCCACUUUCUCUUCGGCGGCCUCUGGCACCGUCACCGCUGGCAGCGGGACUUUGACCGUCCCUGCCGCUUCGACUACCGGAGCUACCACCGGCGGUUCUUCUGCUACCGACAGCACGGACGCCCUCAACCCCACCAGCUCCGACACCUCCACGUCCCCCACGGGCAGCAACGGUGCCGCCCAGUCGAUGGGCAUGCAGGCUGGUGUCUUCGCCGGCCUGGCCCUCCUCGGCGCCUUCCUUGCUUAAACGAGGGAGCUUCUGAAUCGAAUCGUCCUUCUUGGCCCGAUUUCUACGCUCCUCUAUUCACUCUGAGGUUGGACGUUGGCAUAUCGUAUGGUUGGACUAUCUCCUAGAUAGACAUACUAUACAGAUCGGUAACUACAGAUGGGGUUGUUGAAACAGUGUUGGUAGCGUCUCUCGCUGUUUAUCACAACGCGCCUUGAUAAAACACUGCGCUCCUGUGCCCACACGACGAAUU
This is a messenger RNA of Trametes versicolor FP-101664 SS1, 948 nucleotides long. RefSeq lists its product as uncharacterized. Bases 114 to 716 code for a protein of 200 amino acids. NCBI's taxonomy places the organism in Eukaryota, Fungi, Basidiomycota, Agaricomycetes, Polyporales, Polyporaceae. The record is from RefSeq and is a predicted model, not a curated record. The transcript has 3 exons.